AGACUUACAGAUUACUUUACUUCAUGGCGAAUCAAGAUUCAUAACAAUAUCGAAUUCUUCUUGACAAAUUUUUAAAAGUACUUGAAAAGCAUUUUGUGUAUGUUGGAUUAAUUAAUAAGCAACGAUAAUUAAUGAUGAAUACAUUUUGGAAAUAACGUUUUGUUAAAUCAGUUAAAUAGUUAAAUAAUACCGCUCAAGAUGAAAUGUCGGAAAUGUGCAUAACUUUUAAAGCUAGUAAUACAUACAACGAUCAAUAACUCUUAAUUAAUUUUUCAUUAAUAAAUGACUGACAGAAUGGCUAGUAGAGAAACAUCAAUUAAUUCAAAAAAUUCGGAUGAUCAUAGUGUAGAGACAUUAGCAGAAGUCUUCAGAUGUUUUAUUUGUAUGGAAAAAUUGACAGAUGCACAUCUUUGUCCUCAUUGCAGUAAAUUAUGUUGCUACACAUGUAUCAGAAGAUGGUUAACAGAACAACGUUCUCAAUGUCCUCAUUGUAGAGCUUCUUUACUUUUACAUGAAUUAGUAAAUUGUAGAUGGGUUGAAGAAGUAACACAACAACUUGACACACUUCAAGCUGUUGGUAUUUCAAAUUCUAGACACGAUGAUUCCAGUAGAGAUAGGUGUACUGUGCACCGUGAAAAACUGUCUGUUUAUUGCUGGACUUGUCGUAGAUGUAUAUGUCAUCAGUGUGCUCUUUGGGGUGGCACCCAUUCAGGACAUACUUUUAAACCAUUAGAAGAAGUUUAUGAACAACAUGUUACACAAAUAAAAGCAGAAGUAGGUCAAUUAAAAAGAAGAUUGAUGGAGUUAAUAAGCCUUGUUCAAGAAGUAGAACGAAAUGUAGAAUCUGUAAGAGCUGCAAAAGAUGAAAGAGUUAGAGAAAUCAGAAAUGCAGUAGAAUUAAUGAUAGCACGUUUAGAUUCUCAGUUAAAAGCUAAAUUAUUAACAUUAAUGAGUCAGAAAAACUCUUUGACACUAGAAACAGAACAACUGGAAGCAUUAUUGCAAGAAGUAGAGCAUCAAUUGCACACUUGUACUCGUUCUGAACUUAUAAUUAAAAGUGCAGAUCUUUCGCGAAUGAUACAUCAAGUACGGAAGAAACCAAUGACUAGUUUUGUUACUGCUCCUGUUCCAGCAGAUUUUCAUAGCGAAAUUGUUCCGGGAUAUGAUAGCGCUACAUUUGCAAUGCAAAAUUUUACACAAUUACAAUUAAAAGCAGAUCCAGUAUAUUCUGCACCUUUACAUGUUAAUGGAUUAUGCUGGAGAUUAAAAGUAUAUCCUGAUGGAAACGGUGUUGUACGCGGGAAUUAUUUAUCUGUUUUUCUAGAACUGAGCGCUGGUUUGCCAGAAACGUCGAAAUAUGAAUAUAGAGUAGAAAUGAUUCACCAAGGAUCUCGUGAUACAAGUAAGAAUAUUGUUCGAGAAUUUGCUUCUGAUUUCGAAAUUGGUGAAUGCUGGGGAUACAAUAGAUUUUUCAGAUUAGAUUUGCUUGCAACUGAAGGAUAUUUAAAUACCGAAUUGGAUACUCUUAUAUUGCGGUUUCAAGUACGUCCACCAACAUUUUAUCAGCGUUGCAGAGAUCAACAAUGGUAUAUCAGUCAAUUACUUACAGUUCAAAAUCAAUAUGCCACUCAAAUUAAUGAAUUAAAAGAGAGACUAGCAAUUGAAAUAUCACGAAAUGCUAUGGCAGCAACUCGAGUACCUAGUGGAGCAACUUUAUGUGGAUCUACAUCAAAUGUGACACCUAUGAUUAUGCAACAACAAUCACAAACUGCUGGUGAUUCGUUACUUAACUCCAAUUCUACUCGUUCAGGUGAAACAUAUCAAAAUAGCACAUCCACAAGUAGAUCAAUACAAAAUGUACUUCCUGGUGGAAGUAAUAGUGAUGUUUUAUCUGGAGAUCAAUUAAUGCCUAUGUGUGAAUUAGGAGAACCUUCAAAUAUGCGUCCUCUUGGUUCUUCUUCGACGUUAUCUUCUAUUUCAUCGAAAACAAGUUUAAAACAGCACAGAGUAAAUAAUUUAAGUGUCGUUGAAGCUGAACCACCUAAUAUGCAUAGUACAAAUGAUAGUUCUGUGGGAGAUUGUCCAGCUACAAGUGCUCAUUCUCCACCUCCUUCAUAUUCUUCACCAACAGUUAAUCAACAACAACUUAAUCAACAAUUGAAUCUUUUGUCUAGUAGCAGCAGUAGCGAUAGUGGAGAAUUAAGUGAACAUGAUAUAUAUUUGGAUGAAUGCGAGCAUAACGAACCACAUCUAACACUUCUGGAUGACAAUUCUAAUGAUGAAAAUGAUGUAGAUGAUGAAACAAUGUCAGGAGAAAACGAUGUAGAAGUUGCCGAAUCAUUAUCAGCAUGGAUUCAGAAUAAACAAUGUACAAAACAACAGAAUAAUCGAGAAAAUACAGGAGAUAUUUGGAGAUUAGGAGGUACUGAUAGUUUGGAAGAUGAGAUUAUGUUGCAGUUAUUUGAAAUGCAAGAUCGAAAUUCUGCUUGGACUUCAUUAUGUUUUAAUCAACCUGUAGAUGAUACUUGUAAUUCAAGAACAUCUUUAACGACUUUACAACAUCAUAAUUCCAAUCCUUUACAACCAGAACAUGAUUCAACAUGUAAUGAACAAUUUACUGACAAACGUUCCACCUGUCCUUCACAUCUCUGUCAACCUCAAAUAAUAUGUAGUGGUAGAUCAAAAUUAAGUCAAUUAUCCAAUAUUUGUCAGCAAGUUUCUGGAUUAAUAGCUUGUGGAAGUCAAACAAGAUCUGAACCUGCAACUCGUUCAAAUUCAAUAGACUGUGAAAAGGAACUUCCAAAGAUAUCUAUGAUUAAUAAAGUUAAUCACGAAAUAGAAAUAUCUAGAUCUAAUUUGAUAGUGCCAAAUGUAGUACUGGAUAGUAAUAAAAUAGUAUCAAAACAUUUAUUAUCACGACGACAAUCUUCGCCAUCAUCGUCCACUAAUAUUAGUAUUAUAAAUAAUGAAAAUAGCAAAAUAUUUGAAUUUGAACAAUUGUUGGAAACUAUUCAAUUGUCUCCGAUAUCUCAAAAAGAUACUGCCAAUUGUUUUAAUAAAUUAAGGAAAAAUAUUCCAUUAGAAGGAAAAUCUAAUGGUUGCGUCACUGCCACUAUAAAAUCUACUGCACUUUCUUUAGGACAUGAUGUUCCAUUAUCGUCCACAAGCAGCACAGAUACUAUUCCAAGUUCCAAUAAUUACAGUUGGGCACCUGCAUUAUAUCAACAUAAACACGGUCAGAAAAAUAUUUUAGAGGCUACUGCAUCAUCUAAUGAUACUUCCAAUAAAUGCACAGCAGAAAAAUCAUUAGAAGAAACUAAUUCGUGAAAUUAAAUUUGAGCUGUAUCUGACAUCUUUAACGCUAUAAAUAUUCUGUGAUUUUUUUUAUUUACAUAUAUACAAUGUGUUAAUUAAUAUUGUUAAAGCAAUAAGUAGUAAGAAUUAGAGACUUAAUAUUUGAAUAUUCUAAUAAUAGUGGUAAGUGUAAUAUUUUAUUAAAAAUGAUAUUUUUUGUAACAAGUACUAAAUAUUGUAAAAAAAUAUUGCACGUUUAUUUUAUGAUUAUAUCAAUACUGCUUAACUCUUAAUUGGACAUCAGUAUUACAACAUUGAUUUUUUUCAAUUUAAAAAAUAUAUAAAAAAAAAUAUUAUGUAUAUAAAAUAUAUUUAAUUCUAAGUAAACUUAUAUUCAAUUAUUAAUAUAUUGUAUAAUAUGAAAAUACUCAAUAUGUUUAUCUCUGCAAUUGGUUAUGGUAUUACAAAUAUUAUAAGAACAAAUUUUAUAUUAUUUUUAUGUGAUUGCUUGUGAAUAUACAUAAAGCGAGCACAGCCCAUGACAGUAAAAUAAAAUAAAGAACAUUAAAUAUA
Apis florea (little honeybee) is the source of this 3867-nucleotide messenger RNA. RefSeq lists its product as uncharacterized. Gene Ontology annotation, biological process: protein autoubiquitination; aggresome assembly; protein monoubiquitination. Lineage: Eukaryota; Metazoa; Arthropoda; Insecta; Hymenoptera; Apidae. The record is from RefSeq and is a predicted model, not a curated record. Gene Ontology annotation, molecular function: ubiquitin protein ligase binding; zinc ion binding; tumor necrosis factor receptor binding. Gene Ontology annotation, cellular component: aggresome; peroxisomal membrane.